Penaeus chinensis is the source of this 1205-nucleotide messenger RNA. RefSeq names its product U6 snRNA phosphodiesterase 1-like. NCBI's taxonomy places the organism in Eukaryota, Metazoa, Arthropoda, Malacostraca, Decapoda, Penaeidae. The transcript is spliced from 6 exons. Gene Ontology annotation, biological process: U6 snRNA 3'-end processing. The record is from RefSeq and is a predicted model, not a curated record. The coding region runs from base 26 to 1051 and encodes 341 amino acids. Gene Ontology annotation, cellular component: nucleus. Gene Ontology annotation, molecular function: 3'-5'-RNA exonuclease activity.
GGAGACUUUGUUUACCUUGAGAGCAAUGGCGACAGGAGGGAGGGGAGCGCUGUCUCUCCUGCAGAACUACGGUUCGGAGAGCGAAGGCGACUCGGGCUACACGAGCGAAGACGAGAAGAAGAGAAAAACCGAGUCCAGCAGUCCUCACGAACGGAAGAAGAAGAAGCGGAGAGCAGAAGAGGACGAAGAAAUGGCCGUGGAUCAUCCCUCCUCUUCCUCUUCCCCCUCGGCCUCGUCACCAUGUCCUCCUCCUCCUCCUCCUUCUUCUUCUGCCUUAGAGACGAUGAUGAUGGAGAGUCACAAUCUCUCACAAUCUCAGAAUCACCAUCUCUCCAUGGACACUACCUCACACACACCACCUGCCACUCGCACCAUACCUCUCCCAAGAGAACUGCUACAAGGUGGAGAGGAGCAUAUAGAUGACCCCUCACAGCACCAGGGAAGAAUCAGAUCCAUUGCCCACGAGCGAGGGAACUGGGCAUCUAUCGUUUACGUUCCCUUGCACCUAGGUGUUUUUGCCGCCAGUUUUGCAUCAUUUAUAGCAUCGCUUGUGGCUGCGUGUCAGGACUACAACCUGAUACUCACCCCCUCAUCCGAUCUGCAUAUUUCAUUAACAAGAACUCUCAUACUUCGCCUGCACUGGAUCCAACCUUUAACAGAGGAUCUCAGAGCAAAAUUAAGCAAAUUUUCAAGAUUUUCACUUUGGUUGCAUGGCUUGAGCGUUUAUGUAAAUGAGGAGCGUACUAGAACCUUUCUGGGGAUACGUGUUUGCCAUGGGAGGAACGAGCUGGAUGAUAUAGUGUCCGACAUUGACUCGUGCAUUGCGGAGUAUAGACUGCCACGGUUUUAUAAGGAUGGCUCGUAUCACGUGAGCGUAGCCUGGUGCACAGGAGACGUCUCGGAGUCCCUACGACGUCUCCUCCCACAACUGGAAAAUAUCUGCAGCCAGUACUUCUCAGUGGAGUCAGAAAUGCGUACUUUUAAUGUAGACUCCAUCCUGUUUCGGACGGGAAAUCGUAUCCAUACCAUACACCUUAAGGCAGACCAUUAAACCUGUGUGCAGCAUGAGUGCAACUACUGCGAACCUGCAUAUUCCAGAGAACAAAACUCCUUUCCAAGAAUUGUACUUUUGAUAUAAUAUUAGAAGAUUUUAUGUUUCAUUUGUGUGAAUUGCAUUCAAUAGACACAUAAAGAAUUAAAAAUUG